AUAUAAAACUAUAAAUUAUCCUUUAUUUUCUCUUUUUUCCGUUUUUUCUAAAAGCCAAUACUUCUGGAUUUCCAUUUACUGUUCCCCUUCUUCUUCUCUCUCUUCCCUCUCUCUACUUGCCGGGAAACCUCUUCCCCUCGCCGGCGAACAACUUUUCCGUUUACCGGUGAAAAGAGUCGACGAAAAAUUCUAAUGCACUCACUCUUCGUAUUUCGUUCGGUUUGAUUAUUGCUUUUACCUUUGGCGUAACUGAGUCACUUGGUUGGUGGAAUCGCUCUGAUCUCUGAGUUUGACUCGUUUUGUGGAGUUCUAGGGGAAUGUGGCGAGCCUAAGGGUGUUUUUCUGGCUCCUUAUGCCCUAGAUCAGGAUCUAGGGCUUGACUGAAGGCUGUAUUGUUGUUUUUGGCCUUUUUUUGUAUUGUUUUUUCUGUGAAGACGAAGAAGAGUAGGGAAAAGCUUCGUAAUGAGAUGGUGGAAGGGAGAGUCUGCAUGUCGAGGGAGGCUAAAUUGGAAUUUUUGAAGCGAAAGAGGCUUCAACGAAUGAAAACAGAAUCUUUGAAUGAUCUUUCUUGUGUCAGCAAUAUGCUGAGUAGAAGCGGAGGAGAUGCCCUACGAUCUUCUGCUUCAUGUGGUGUUAGAAUCCAGGUUAAUACUGAUUCAUAUCCAGGAUCUGGGGCUUCUUUUAAUGGAAAGGAUAAUUUCUCAAAGCACAAGGUAGCAAAGUUUGACACUUCCAAUCUGGACUGGAUCGAUAAAAUUCCAGAAUGUCCAGUAUACUGUCCAACUAAAGAGGAGUUUGAGGAUCCCUUAGUUUAUCUCCAGAAGUUAGCUCCCGAAGCUUCUAAAUAUGGUAUAUGCAAGAUUGUUGCCCCUAUAACUGCUUCUGUUCCUGCUGGAGUUGUUUUGAUGAAAGAGAAGGCUGGUUUUAAAUUUACUACUAGGGUACAGCCACUUCGGCUAGCCGAAUGGGACACGGAUGACAAGGUCACCUUUUUCAUGAGUGGAAGGAACUAUUCAUUCAGAGAUUUCGAGAAAAUGGCGAACAAGGUAUUUUCUCGUCGAUAUUAUAGUGCUGGAUGCCUUCCUCCUACAUACUUGGAAAAAGAAUUUUGGCAUGAAAUAGCUUGUGGAAAGACUGAUAGUGUAGAAUAUGCCUGUGAUGUUGAUGGUAGUGCGUUCUCAUCUUCUCCAAAUGAUCAGCUCGGAAAAAGCAAAUGGAAUUUGAAGGAACUUUCUCGGUUGCCUAAAUCAGUACUGCGGCUCCUCGAAAAAUCAAUCCCGGGAGUUACUGAACCUAUGUUGUAUAUUGGAAUGCUAUUUAGUAUGUUUGCUUGGCAUGUGGAAGACCACUACUUAUAUAGUAUCAAUUAUCAGCACUGUGGGGCAGCAAAAACGUGGUACGGUAUUCCAGGUCAUGCAGCACUUGACUUUGAGAAGGUCGUCCGGGAGCAUGUGUACACCAAUGAUAUCUUAUCAGCUGAUGGAGAGGAUGGAGCUUUUGAUGUGCUUUUGGGGAAGACAACACUGUUUCCUCCAAAUAUUUUGUCAGAGCAUGGUGUACCUGUGUAUAGAGCUGUUCAAAAGCCCGGCGAAUUCGUAGUAACUUUUCCUAGAGCGUAUCAUGCAGGAUUUAGUCAUGGUUUUAAUUGUGGUGAGGCAGUUAACUUUGCAACUGGCGAUUGGUUUCCUAUGGGUUCAAUUUCUAGCCGUCGCUAUGCACUUUUGAACAGGGUGCCCUUACUUCCCCAUGAGGAACUUCUCUGCAAAGAAGCAAUGCUUCUGUGUACGAGUUUGAAACUGGAAGAUCCUGACUAUUCCUCUUCAGACUUGAUCACUCAUCGUAGCAUCAAAGUUUCUUUUUUGAAUUUGAUGAGGUUUCAGCAUCGUGCUCGUUGGUGCCUCGCAAGGUUAAAAGCAUUUUCAUGCAUAUCUUUAUUCACACAUGGUACCAUUCUUUGCAGCAUAUGCAAGCGUGAUUGUUAUGUAGCUUACCUUAACUGCAACUGCUAUGCACAUGCAGUGUGCCUUCGCCAUGAACCUAGGUCACUUGAUUUUCCUUGCGGCAGCAAUAGAACCCUUUGCCUAAGGGAAGAUAUUUUGGACAUGGAAACUGCAGCUAGACAGUUUGAGCAGGAUAAGGUAGUUCUGCAUGAAGUUCAACAGCAACACAGAAAAACUGAUGACUUUUCUAAACUUUUAAAAAUGUUUCCACGAGCCGAGGAUGAUGGUUAUGUUCCAUAUUGUGAAAUCAAUUUUGAAUGGCCAGAGGACUCAGUUGAACAAACAAUUUAUGAGGAAGCACCAAAUGGUUCUGGUCCUGUUGUGUCUGAUCUCAACUCUUCAAUGGAGCCAAAAGAUUAUCUUUCAACUGGUGUUAAUGUACAGGGAAAUGCUAACUGUAACUUAGGGGAUAGUUCAUCAAUGAAGCUCCAUGGUGAUGUUUUUAGUUGUGGGAGUGAAAGAUCGGAGAUUUCAUCAAGUGCUAGCAGUAAAGUCCAUCAGAAAGUAGCUCAAGAGACGGAUUGUAGAACUAUUAUAGAUCAAGACAGUGAUGAGUCUGAUACAGAGGUUUUCAGAGUGAAGAGACGUCCUCGAGCAGAACAUAGAAGUGUACAUGAUUCAAUGUCUAUCAACGUUGAAAAUCAGAGUUUUAAAAGAUUAAAGAAACAUCAAUCAGGACGAUUGGGGUCAUUGUGUUUGCCAGAGCAUUCCUCGACUUGUGAUAUAAAUCAUAGGUCCGUUGCUAUUUCAAGCCAAUCGAAGGAAGCAUUGGACUUCCAUCCCAGAGACAAGUCAGUGAGAGGUGGUACAGUUCCAGUCUGUAUUAAGUUGAAGAAAGGGGUUGGUUAUGAACAAGAUGAGCACAAGAGAGAUGAUAGGUUACCGUUUGAAUUGGGGCAGAGUAAGAGGAGGGAACCAGGGAGAACAGAGAGUGGGUCGAAGCGUUUGAAAGUCAGAGGUCCUUCAGUUUUAGGGUUUGGAGGUCGGAUGGAUGGAUUGAAUAGAUAGGUAACUGAAAAAGUAAAGGAGCAUCGACUUUGCUAACACACAGAUAUUCUCUAACAACACGAUAAAGAAAGGUAAGCAUUAGAUUAAAGAAGAGUUCUUUGUGCAGGCCUCUAAAGUUGGGGCAAGUAGCACAGUGGUGAUUGUUAUUGUUCUUUGUCCAGGGAGGAGAACCUCUCUCCUUGUUAUUCCACUGCAGAUAGAUAGUAGGUGAAUUCUCUCAUGUACAUUUUUAUUUUUAACAAGUUGAUCCAAUUCUUGUGAGGUGCAAAUGGGUAUUCCCAAAUAGCCCUCUGAUUUAAUGUCAAGCCUGUUGCCUUCUCCCUAGUUUAGGGUUCAUUAUUCUUUUGUAGCUACAUGUCCUUUUUUGGCUUGAAACUACAUGAAUAAAUACAUAGCAUUUUUUUUCCCCCUUUCA
Messenger RNA from Solanum lycopersicum (tomato), 3423 nucleotides. RefSeq names its product lysine-specific demethylase JMJ13-like. Gene Ontology annotation, cellular component: nucleus; chromatin. NCBI's taxonomy places the organism in Eukaryota, Viridiplantae, Streptophyta, Magnoliopsida, Solanales, Solanaceae. Gene Ontology annotation, biological process: regulation of gene expression; chromatin remodeling. The record is from RefSeq and is a predicted model, not a curated record. Gene Ontology annotation, molecular function: histone H3K4me/H3K4me2/H3K4me3 demethylase activity.